This is a messenger RNA of Sphenostylis stenocarpa, 243 nucleotides long. The record is from the annotation of a GenBank genome assembly. Lineage: Eukaryota; Viridiplantae; Streptophyta; Magnoliopsida; Fabales; Fabaceae.
AUGGCUGUUAUCAUAACCAAACCACGGUACGGUCUGAUGAUGUGGCCAAGCGCGCGCACGCGCGCGUGUGCACUCUCUCCCGCCGUAGUUGGGCACGGUGGACGUGGGGUCGGCGCGUGGGGCGACGGAGGGUGGCCCCACCUGGAGGGAGGGCGUAACAAUGAUGCAGUUAGCGAAAAACAAAGUGAUUUCAAGUCGUUGGGAGGGGAGACAAAUGAUUGCCUUUCAAGUGUUGCUGAGUAA